This is a messenger RNA of Caenorhabditis remanei, 747 nucleotides long. RefSeq lists its product as uncharacterized. Gene Ontology annotation, cellular component: mitochondrion; nucleoplasm. Lineage: Eukaryota; Metazoa; Nematoda; Chromadorea; Rhabditida; Rhabditidae. Gene Ontology annotation, molecular function: cadherin binding. Bases 1 to 747 code for a protein of 248 amino acids. The transcript is spliced from 6 exons. The record is from RefSeq and is a predicted model, not a curated record.
AUGUCUCGAAGGUCAAGAAGUCGUUCAAGAUCUCCACCAAAACGAGAUAGAGAAGAUCGUCGGAGACGUGAUGAAAGAGAUCGAGAUAGAGAGAAAAAACGAGAUAGAAAAGACAAAGAUCGAGAGAGAAAAAGAAGACACCGCAGCUCGUCGUCAGAAACUUCUAUAGCAGAAUCACAUCAAUUGGGAAGUAUUUUCAGAGAAGAGAGGAGGCGUCGAGAAAAAAAUGAAUCACCGAAACUUCCUCCUCUUCCACCUCCACCUCCACCAUCGGAUCCACCUGUCGAUGCAGCAAUUCCAUUCGAUGUGAGCACACUGAACGAGCCAACUAAAAAGUGGCUCGAGGAGAAAAUUGUAGAGCAGGUAACCGCACGAGUACAUCAAUUGGAAGCAAUGAUGGCUGAGAAGGCGACGUCGGCAAGAAACGAAAUGGAGAAAAUGUUGAGAGCACAAAUCGAAGCAGAGAUGGCUGUUGAACUUUCAGAAUGCAAAAAACGAGACGAAGAAUCUCGUAAAAAAUGUAAGCAACUUGAAGCAGAGCUUGAACGAAAAGUUCUGGAAGCAGAAGAAAGUCGAAAGAAAUUUGAAGAAGACCGCCUGUUGAUGCUUGAACAAAAAGGACAAUUGGAACGUGAUCGUGCAGAUCUUGCACGCCAAAAGAGUGAAUUACAGAAAAAUGAGCAACAGGCGAUAUUGAACAAAUCCGGAAAUGCACGUGCCCCUAUUAAAUUCAAAUUCGGAAAGUAA